GUUUAUUCUCAUUCCUUUCUUCCUUUCUCUUUCACUUUCUUCUUCGCCCGCCAUGGACGGGCACCACUGGAGGUGGCCACAGCCACAGUCACAACCAUCGCAUUCGCAACACCUAAACCCUAAUUACUCCAUUCAAAACCCUAACAACUUCUACUUUCAAAACCACGCCUUCCAAUCCCAGAACGUCCUCCAGCACCAAUGGCAGCACACUCCGGCUUUCCCUCCUACAUAUCCCGUUCAAAACCCUACCUACCCCGUCCAGCAGUUUUCUGCUCCCGCGUUCCAGUUCCACAGCGCCCCUCAGAAUCGGGAGAAUAUGAUGGAGAAGGUUGAUAACGCCGCAGAGAAGGCUCGCCGCGAGUUUAUUGCCGCCGGGGAAAGCGUCUCGUCGUGGAAGGUUGCUCAGGCUGCUGUUUCGGCUCUGAAAAUUGAUUCUUGGUUAUCUCUGGGGUUUAGGAUGCAGGAAGUUCCGUCGCUUAAUAACAUUAUACUCGUUGAAGGAAAGAUAAAUGCAUUUAUCCAUUGCUUUGUUGCCGUGCGGAGAAUCACUUCGGUGUAUGAAUUGGAACAAGCAAUCUGCAAGCUUGAAGGCAUUAAUGAGUUUGAUGAGCUGGGAUUGGGCCCUUUGGUUCGACACCCUCUUAUUGAGCAUUAUUUCUCGCUGAAUUCGGAUACCACUAAAGUUUUUAAGAUAACGGCUAAAGAGAUGAUGUCGUUGCUUUUCCAGUACAUAGUUAAUUAUACAAGUAGAGAUAUUCAGGCUGAUGAAUUUUUGGAUUUUGUUGCUAAGAAACGAUCAGUUGCUACGAAGGAAGAGCUUGGCAUAAGAAUUCAAAGCUUGGGGCUGCAUAUAUCUUAUAUCAUGAAGGCCAAGAGGUUGGAAAACUCUGCGCUAACGAAACUUCGAAAGUCGGUUAAGAUAGAUUUUACCAAACAAAACAGACAACUUCUUCGAUCCAUGCAGAAAAAGGAACUAGAUGAACGUUUUAAUGCCAUUUCUGAUCGUGUUGAAUCAUUUUCUUCUGUACAUAAGGAUUUUUGUGGCAAGCAUACUAAAUUUAUGUCAUCAAGCUCAGAGGAUGAAUUUAGUGAUGGUUGUGUAAAUGAAGACGAUAGUGACGAUGCUACUGACAUAUCACCGCAAUGUCUUAAAAGUUCAGACCGACCAAAUAGUUGUCCUUACCCAUCUGCAACUGAGGAGAUAAAACGGCUAGGGCUGAAAGGUGAAACUAAAGACCACCUGGCUUCAGCUAGUGCCAGCCACAAGCACUGUAAGAGUAAUGGAGCAGUUAAAAAAAAAAGAAAAUGUGAAGAUCUAAAAUGCACCAACUCUGAACCUGCUAAAUUAAGAAAGAUAGAUAAGGUAGGACUGGAUGUUCUUGUAAAUAAUGAGAAGAGGCCCAAAGAGAAUAGCCAUAUGAAUGAAGAUGAUUAUGAAGCCACUGAAGAUGAGUUUACAGUUACCGAUGAUUCUUUGAGGAUGUUCGUUGCAAUUUGGAAGGAUCGAUGUCGAGGUGUUAAUGUGGGUCAGGUUUUAAAACGGAUGCUUCGCUUUUAUAAAGUUAAAGAUCGAAAGAGGAUGAUAUCUAUGUAUUCAUCUUAUCCAUUCAUUGGAUUAUUAAAUGUUGCUGUUUCAUCUAUCAAAUUAGGAAUGUGGGAUAGCAUCUAUGACACAGUGCAAGCUAUUAGUAAAUAUGAAACACCGAAGCCUCUUAUUAAUGAUAAUCUUGAGUAUGAAAGCAUAAACAUUGAACCAAGAAAGGAUGUACUAGUGACCAGUGAACCUAUGCUGGAGCAUGCACAGGGUGUUUCAGCUGAAGAUAUUAUCAAGAAAGUUGCUGCUUAUGUCAAGCUUGAUCAUGAAACCCUUAAAAAUGAUAAUUCAAUUAUUGAGAAAAGAUAUAGCAUUUUGAUAAACCUUUCCAAAUGUGAGCGUUGGGUUGCAGACCAAUUUUGUGUCAAGGAAUUUAGAUCCCUUGGUUAUGGGGAUUUUCUACCGUUUUUGGAAAAAUAUACGUCUCUGCUACCACCAGAGCUGUGCAAGUUCUUAACUGGUGAUGUGAGUGAAAAAAGGCCUUUGGAGGUUCGGAUGAUGCACCAGCAAUUGGUAUGUUUACUGUCACAAGCUUCAAAUAAUUUGUGGGAGAAUAGAAACAUAACCAAGCAGGAUAUAUCUUCACUUCUUAUGAGGCAGUUCCCAUUUGUCAGUUUCAAAAUUGUAGCUAAUGGUUCUUUGGAAGAUUUUUUAAGCAUUGAAAUGAAGGAUAAAGGCGGUGUGAUUUCUAAAUCUGUUAUAUUUUCUGUCACAUUAUCUACAAGAAAUGUUAUAGAAUCAUCAGCCAGUAACAAAAAUGACUUAUUGAAGAGUACUUUUUCGAGAAAUGCUGAUGUCCAAGAUGUAAGAACUUGUGAAUCUGUAACAUACAAAGAUGCAAUUGAAGUCUUACUAAAGGCACCGAUGCUGUCAGAUUUAAACUUAUGGUCACAUUGGGACCUUACAUUUGCUCCCUCACUUGGUCCUCUUGUGCCAUGGUUACUAAAUGAAGUCAAAAUGGAUGAAUUGUUGUGCCUGGUGACUAAAGAUGGCAAGGUGGUUCGAAUUGAUCCUUCAGCUACUGUUGAUUCAUUUUUGGAAGCGGCUAUCCAAGGAUCCUCUUUUCAAACAGCAGUCAAAUUCUUAUCUCUGUUCUCAGUCGUCGGAGGAGAAAAACAUGUUCCCUUUUCCCUCUUAAAAUGCCAUGCAAAACAUGCAUUUAAAGUAUUGUGGAAUAAUUCUCUAGAAAAUGUGGAAUCAAAUAGCUGUGGCUACUCUCUUCUUAAAGAAAAAAUCUUUUAUGAAGAGAGAAUGACUGGAGAAGUUACAACAGUUAAUUCUGAUAGCAAGUUACAAAAUAACUUGACCAAAAUGAACAUAGCUGUGUCUGCUGUUUCAAGGUUUGUCCUUGAUUGUCUUCAUUAUCUACCCACAGAGAUUCGUGCAUAUGCUGCUGAUGUAUUCAUUUUUGGGAUGCAAUCUGUCACCAAAGAUGCUGCUUCAGCUAUCUUAUGUGAGUGCAAUCUAUUAGAGCAACGUCUUAUGCUUCAUGAAGUAGGUUUAACUCUUGGCAUCAUGGAGUGGAUUAACGAUUACCAUUCUCUUUCUUCCAGUGAUGCUACUGAUUUAUAUCUGCCUGGGGAUUCAUGCUUGAAAGCAAAUGUAUUUAAUAGAAAAUCAGGCUCAGUACAUAAGCAAGAUGCCAUGGAGAAGUUUUCCAUGUCUGAAGAAGGGAAUAUGGAUGAAUCUGUUACAAUUAGAAAAGAUGAGCAAAGCAGAAAACAUACUCAAGUUUGUGCUGUGGCAAAUGAUGCAGAAGUGUCUGGUUAUGAAAAUGGUAGUUGUGGCUCACUGCAAAUUUCUGAACUUAAUGAAUAUGAAGAUGCAACUCUUGUCAUUGAAUCUAUCAGGAAAGAUGAAUUUGGCCUGGAUUCAAGCCUUUCAAACGUGGAGAAUGGCAUGCUAAAGAAGCAGCAUGCUCGCUUAGGGAGAGCAUUGCAUUGUCUUUCGCAGGAAUUAUAUUCUCAGGAUUCACAUUUUCUUCUUGAGCUGGUUCAGAAUGCUGAUGACAAUAUCUACCCUGAAAACGUGGAGCCGACUCUGACAUUUAUUCUUCAGGAUUCAGGUAUUAUUGUUUUAAACAAUGAGCGUGGUUUCUCUGCACAGAAUAUUAGAGCAUUAUGUGAUGUUGGAAGUUCAACAAAGAAAGGCUCAAAUGCUGGAUAUAUAGGACAGAAGGGUAUUGGUUUUAAAUCAGUAUUUCGGAUUACAGAUGCUCCAGAGAUUCAUUCCAAUGGCUUUCAUGUCAAGUUUGAUAUAAGUGAGGGCCAGAUUGGUUUUGUUUUGCCAACAUCCAUACCUCCUUGUGACCUUAACCUGAUUAGUAGGCUGGCAUCUAGUGGCAGUGAUCAAUUAGAUUUUAACUAUUGUAGCACUUGCAUUGUGCUUCCUUUUAGAUCAAGAUUAUCUGAAGGAACUGUGGUGAAAAACAUUAUAACAAUGUUUUCCGAUCUUCAUCCAUCCUUGUUACUUUUUCUUCACCGCCUCCAGUGUAUAAAGUUUAGAAACUUGCUUGAUGACUCGUUGAUUGUCAUGAGGAAAGAAAUUAUGGGCCAUGGUAUUGUUAAUGUCUCACAUGGAAAUGAGAAAAUGACGUGGUUUGUUGUGUCACAGAAAUUACAGGCAGAUUUUAUUCGUUCUGAUGUACAAAUGACAGAGAUUUCAGUAGCAUUUACACUGCAGGAAUCAAAUGAUGGCGGUUAUAGUCCACUCCUUAGCCAACAGCCUGUAUUUGCAUUUCUUCCCCUCAGAACUUAUGGCCUGAAAUUUAUACUUCAGGGUGAUUUUGUCCUUCCAUCAUCUAGAGAAGAAGUGGAUGGGAAUAGUCCAUGGAACCAGUGGUUAUUGUCAGAGUUUCCAGGAUUGUUUGUUGAAGCAGAGAGAUCUUUUUGCAAUCUUCCAUGUUUUAAAGAUAAUCCAGGCAAAGCUAUAUCAGCUUUUAUGAGCUUUGUUCCUCUUAUUGGGGAGGUGCAUGGCUUCUUUUCCAGUCUUCCGCGAAUGAUUGUUUUCAGAUUGCGCGUGUCAAAUUGUUUACUUUUGGAAGGCGGUAGUGAAUGGGUUCCACCAUGUAAGGUUUUAAGAGGCUGGAACGACGAAGCUCGUUCUAUUCUUCCUGCUGAUUUGCUUUAUGAACACCUUGGCCUUGGUUUCUUAGAUAAAAAUAUUAUUCUAUCAGAUCCCCUUGCUAGGGCUCUAGGUGUUGAAGAGUACGGACCCAAAAUUCUAGUUCAAUUUAUGUCAUCCUUGUGUUGCACAGAAAAUGGCCUCAAAUCAAUGGGCUUGACCUGGUUGUCGUCUUAUUUAAUUGAACUGUAUACCAUGUCAGUGCAUUCUGGGCGUUCUGUACUAGAUUCUGAAGAAGAUUUGGAUUGGAUAGAUAACCUUCGAAAUAUUUCAUUUAUUCCACUUUCAAAUGGUAUGUAUACUGCAGUAUCUGAUGGUACAAUUUGGCUGCAUUUUGAUGCCUCAAGCUCUGGUGUUGAUGGUGAGUAUGGCAUUGAGUCCUUUCCAAAUCUAUAUGCUAGACUUCGAAUCGUCAAUCCAGCCUUCCUAACUGCAUCAUCUGCUGAUAGUUCACAUACUGAUGUGACCGUAUCUGACAAACUUUCCAUGAUGCUUUAUAAAAUUGGUGUACAACGAAUGUCGGCACAUGAAAUCAUCAAGUUGCAUAUCCUUCCAGCAAUAUCUGAUGAAACUAUUAUAGAUAAGGACAAGAAUUUGAUGACAGAAUAUGUUUGUUUUGUAAUGUCCCACCUAAAUUUUGGCUGCCCUGAUUGCCUUGUUGAAAGGGACUACAUAAUUUCGCAGUUGCAAAAUACAGCUUGUAUUUUGACAAAUUACGGAUUUAAACAACCUUCCAAAGAGUCAAUUCAUUUUAAUGAAGAAUUUGGAAAUCCUGUCGAUGUAAAUAAGUUGGUUGAAGAUGUCGAUAUAAAAUGGCACGAGGUGGAUGUCUCCUAUUUGAAGCAUCCAAUAACCAAAACACUUCCAUCUGGACUAAUCAAGUGGAGGGAGUUUUUCCAGGGAAUUGGAGUCACAGAUUUUGUCAAAGUCCUCCAGGUUGAGAAGAGUGUUGCAGAUAUACCUCAAGCUCUAUUCAAGUAUUUCAUGUCGGAAGGAGAAUUAAUUUCCCAUGAAUCGAUUGUUAAAGAUUGGGAAUCUCAUGAAUUGGUGAAAUUAUUAUCCCUGUUAUCCACUGGUAGCAACAGAAAAAAUUGUGAAUAUCUCUUGGCAGUUCUUGAUAAAUUAUGGGAUUCUUGCUUUACUGACAAAGUGACAGGUUACUGCACCACCAAAUCUGUUCUAGAUGGUAAGCCUUUUAAGUCUACCUUUAUAAGCACCAUCACUGAUGUGCAAUGGGUUAUAUCAACCAUGGAUGAUAAGCUUCACUAUCCAAAAGAUUUGUAUUAUGACUGCGAAGCAGUGCGCUCAGUUCUUGGCACAUGUGCUCCAUAUGCUUGCCCAAAGGUGAAAAGCGAGAAGUUGGUUAGUGAUAUUGGGUUUAAGACUAAGGUUACCCUUGAAGACGUUCUUAAAAUGUUAGAAGAAUGGAGGUUAAAGUCCCCCUUCAUGGUCAGCAUAACACAAAUGUCCAAAUUGUAUAAUUUCAUUUGGCAUGAAGUAGCUGUUUCGAAGAAACUGGCAAAGCAACUCCACUCUGAACCUUGCAUAUUUGUUCCAUACACGUCUGGUUCAAGGCAUGAGGAUGUAGUAUCUGGUGUAUUUUUGUCUCCUGGUGACGUAUUUUGGCAUGAUCCAACUGGAGCUAUGGAGCUAAUGAAAGAAAUGCUUCCUCAAUGCACCUUAAGCAGUAUGGCUUCUGUUCCUUUAAACAAAACGUUGUGCAAUAUCUAUCCUGGCCUUCAUGAGUUUUUUGUUGAUGUGUGUGGAGUGCAUGAGAAACCUCCUCUUCCUUCAUACCUUCAGAUUUUGCAGCAGUUAUCCAGUGUCAAGUUGCCUCAUCAAGCUGCUAAAACAGUUUUUCAAGUUCUUUUAAUGUGGAGUGAUGGACUAAAAUCAGGAUUGAUUACGAACGAAGUUGCUUACAUGAAGGAUUCUCUUAAAAAGGUGGAAUGUACAAUUCUUCCCACCAUACAAGAUAAGUGGGUUUCCCUUCAUCAUUCUUUUGGCUUUGUGUGCUGGUGUGAUGAUAAGAAAUUAAAAAAGCAUUUUAAGAAUUUGGACGGGAUUGACUUUUUAAACUUUGGUAAGCUGAGCAAGGAUGAUAAAGAAAUGCUGCAAACAAAAGUAUCUGUCCUCAUGAGAGAUUUAGGAAUUCCUGCUCUUUCAGAGGUUGUAAGUCGGGAAGCAAUAUAUCAUGGUAUUGCAAACUCCAGCUUCAAAGCUUCAUUGGUAAACUGGGCUCUUCCAUAUGCUCAGCGUUAUUUGUCUGCUUUGCACGCAGAUAAAUAUUCUCAAUUUAAGCAGUCUGGUUAUGAUAUUGUAAACAAGCUACAAGUAGUAGUUGUUGAACAACUAUUUUACAGGAAUGUUAUAAAGAGUUGUGGCAGUACAUCAGAGAAGCGGGUUCAGUCUGACUGUCUUCUGCAGGGUGAUAUUUUGUAUUCAACCCCAGAAUCAGAUGCUCAUGCUUUAUUUUUGGAGCUUACUCGUUUAUUUUUUGAUGGAAAUCCUGAACUGCACAUGGCAAAUUUCCUUCACAUGAUCACAACCAUGGCAGAAUCAGGUUCCAGCGAGGAUCAAACAGAAUUUUUUAUUUUGAAUAGCCAAAAGAUCCCAAAGCUUCCUGUCGGAGAGUCUGUUUGGUCCCUUGUAUCUGUACCUACAUUGCCAGAGAGUGAUAAAAUAGUUGAUUCAGAAUCUGGUUCAAAGCUUACAAGAAAAGCACCAAUUACAUCAAACUGGCCACCUGUGAAUUGGAAAAAUGCACCUGGUUUUGAUUAUGCUCGUGCUAAUGGUUUCAAAACACAGGCAUCAAUUGCACAGCCCAGUUGUGACUCACCGAAGGAUAGUUGUCAAAACGUUGACCAAAUAUGUAAUGAAAUUCCGAUGUUAGCUGAGAAUGGUUGGACCAACGAAGACGAUUUGGCAGCAACAUCAGCAGCUUUAAUUUUUCCCGAUUUCAGCAGUUUAGAACAUUGUGGCAAUGUUUAUAAUCAAACCGAUUCUGGUAUGACUGGAGAAUUUGAUCUAGGGUCACACAAAUUGGGUUCUUCUCAAUUUUUUAGGAGAGAUCAGAUAAGAAUUGGUACACCCAAUGCCCAAGGAAUGUUGACUGGGAGGCUUGGCGAGCAACUUGCUUUUAAUUACUUCGUUGAGAAAGCUGGUAAACAUGCUGUGAGGUGGGUUAAUGAACACAAUGAAACGGGUUUACCUUACGACCUGGUUGUUGGUGAAGAGUUUAUUGAAGUUAAAGCAACCGUAUCUCCUCGGAAAAACUGGCUCAAGAUAACAAUGAAUGAGUGGAAGUUUGCAAUAGAUAAAGGCGAUGCUUUCAGUAUCGCACAUGUAGUUAUAUUGGAAAAUAACGUUGGUAAGGUUUCAGUGUUUAAGAAUCCAGUAAAACUGCUUCAUCAAGGGAAGCUCCAUCUGGUUGUUGUGAUGCCUACAGACCAAGAACUCUAAGUGGUGCUCAGAAGUAGCCAUUCGCUCCAAAUCGGGAGGAGGUGGUUCGAUGGGGGAACGGUAUGUUCCACACUCGCUUUCUGUUUUCAUCUCCGAGCACCAACUGCUAAUUUAACCAUAUUUGGCUCAGGUUAACUGUAGAGGAAAUGUAACAUUCUUGGAAUCAACCACUGGUGAGUAGUAUUGUUGAAAAGCUAUGGCACUGUUAGAUUUCCAUUUACGAAACCUCUACCAGGACUGUUAAAUCCCACACAAGGCUCUCGUUUGAUACCAUCUCAGGAUUGAUUAUUUAAUUGGUGGCCAGUCAAAUUUUUCAAGAGUUGUAACUUUAGAUAUUGUCUUCGGCAAUGUGUAUAUAUGUUUUUAUGGUUUUUUAUUAUUUGUUUUUUUUGUUCCUUUAGUUAGCUUAUUAUUAAGGCAAAGAAUAAGUUGCCUUGAGAUUUGGAAUUCUUCGUUUCUUUUUUCCUUGGUAGGCAUUUGUAAAUUUCUCUCACCGAGAUAUAGAAAAAAGGUUAUAGCUCAAAUGAAAUUACAAUACCAUUUAUCUGAAUGGGCAUUAAUAUUAUUUAAUUAAUGUUA
Molecule: messenger RNA, 8758 nt
Organism: Humulus lupulus (European hop)
Lineage: Eukaryota; Viridiplantae; Streptophyta; Magnoliopsida; Rosales; Cannabaceae
Product: protein NO VEIN
Exons: 13
Coding region: 53-8179 (2708 amino acids)
Biological process (GO): embryo development ending in seed dormancy; leaf vascular tissue pattern formation; root development
Cellular component (GO): nucleus
Source: RefSeq, a predicted model, not a curated record